AUGAUGUCGGAAGAGCACAGCCGCGAGCCACGGAAGAAAUCUCACGCGCGCGUGGCGCAGAUCCUGACGGAGUUCAAGAACGGCGUCGUUUACGGCCACAGCCUCGGUCCAAGCGACGUUAAGCUGACUGUGGUGGGGAAAGACGGUUACAGAGUCACCAUGGAUGUUCACAGGAAGGUUUUAUCUGAGAAGAGCAGGUUUUUCAUGGAGAAGAUGAAUUCGAGAAGAGAGAAAGGAGUUUCUCACAUGGUGGAGAUUAGUGAGUGUGAUGAUUUAGAGAUCUAUGUAGAGACUGUUGUUUUGCUGUAUUGUGAUGAUCUCAAGAAGAAAUUGAUCGGUGAAAGUGUCAUCAAAAUCUUGGCUUUACUUAAGGUUUCUGCAGCUAUAUUGUUUGAUGAAGGAGUAAUGUCAUGUUUGAAGCAUUUGGAAGCUGUUCCUUGGUCAGAAGAUGAAGAAGAGAUUGUUGUGUCUUGUCUUGAAGAGCUUCAUCUUCCUGAUGAUGAUUCAGUCACUUUGAUUCUUCAGAGAGUUUCAUCUGAGCCUUCCACUUCCUCGACGAGGAACAGAACCGAUGAUAUCUUUGUGAAACUCCUCACUGGUGUUCUACAAGCGAAAGAUGAGAAAGCUCGGCGAGAGAUGAAAGUUUUGAUCUUUAAGUUGAUUAGAGAAGAGGCUGAUCAUGAUGUCUCUAAAGAUACACUUUACGGUUUGUGCCAUCGAUGUKUCACGUCUCUUGUCCUUUGCUUAUCUGAAGUGACCACAGAGAUGAAUGAUCCCGGGAAAGACCGUGGUUCUUUGAUGGGAGAAAUCGCCAGAGAAGCUGAAAACAUGCUGUGGAUGGUAGAUAUAUUGAUUGAGAAGAAAAUGUGUGAUGAGUUUGUGAAACUAUGGGCGGAUCAAAAGGAGCUAUCGAAUCUUCAUUCGAAGAUACCAACGAUGUAUAGACACGAAAUAAGCAAGAUCACAGCGCAGAUAUGUGUUGGUAUUGGUAGAGGAAGGAUCUUGGUGAACCGAGAGACUAGGUUUGCGGUUUUGAAUACAUGGUUAGAGGCUUUGUAUGAUGAUUUCGGGUGGAUGAGACGGUUAUCCUCAAGAACCCUAGAUAGGAAACUGGUGGAGGAUGGACUUAGCCAGACCAUCUUGACCUUGUCCCUGAGACAACAGCAGGUGAUUCUGAUGAAAUGGUUUGAUCGGUUUCUGAGCAAAGGCGAUGAUUGUCCAAAUGUUCAACGAGCAUUUGAGGUAUGGUGGAGAAGAGCUUUCAUAAGACAGGUCUUGACAGAGCCGGAUGCAUCGCAGCUGCAGAUUACACUUUACGACUAA
Messenger RNA from Arabis nemorensis, 1323 nucleotides. The record is from the annotation of a GenBank genome assembly. NCBI's taxonomy places the organism in Eukaryota, Viridiplantae, Streptophyta, Magnoliopsida, Brassicales, Brassicaceae.